GCAUGCGCAACAGAACCCGUUGUGCGCCGCUCUCCCCACUGUUUGCAUUGUGUCUGAACUGAAGCGAGAGCCGGACCGGCGAGCCCGUUCUUCGAAUAUUAACCGCCCUCCCUACCGCGGCAAUGUCGGGCAGGUCGGUCCGAGCGGAGACCCGUAGCAGGGCCAAGGAUGACAUCAAGCGGGUUAUGGCCGCUAUCGAGAAAGUACGAAAAUGGGAGAAGAAAUGGGUGACCGUGGGAGACACGUCACUUCGCAUCUACAAAUGGGUGCCAGUGACGGAGCCCAAGUCUGAUGAGAAAAACAAGAACAAAAAGAAAGGCAAGGACGAGAAAUACGGUUCCGAGCUGACGACUCCGGAGAACAGUUCCUCUCCCGGCAUGAUGGAUAUGCACGACGACAACAGCAACCAGAGCUCCAUCGCCGACUCGUCACCCAUCAAACAGGAAACCAGUUGUAGCACCAGUCCGGCACCAGAGUCCACCGGCGCGCCCAACCGCGAAAACAGCGACGGGAAGACCGAGCAAAGUCCCGACAGUAAGAGCGCGGAAGCAACCAAGCGAGAGGCGGACAAAGACUCCCCGGACAGCAAAGCUACUCAGGAUGUGGACCAAGAGGCCCCGCCUAGCAAGAAGUGCAAAGUGGAGUCUCAGGACUUUGAGGAGAGUUAAAAGCUUCCUCAAAAACCUCCCCCUCCAUUAACUCUAUUAGGGCUAAUGGACUCACAGAUUCUCCCCUCGAGCCCCCCCGCCCCUUAACCCCUUCAGUACCAAAGGGGAACUUGCCACCUCGAACCUCCCCGCCAAACCCCCGCCCUGUUUCCCGACACGGAUCUUAGAAACUUGACGCCGCGCUUCCAGUCCAUCAACGAGGAGCAUCUGCCUGGACCGGGGAGGAUUCCAGGGGUUUAAGGGGGAGGGGGGUUUCCUGGAUGGUCCAGCUAGACUUGAUUUUAGGAUUUCUUUUCCUCAGGAGGGUCAAUGCACUGUUACAGAAAAUGGAUCACGGGGGGAAAAAAACGUGCUGCUGUUAGUGGAAGUCUCUUCUCUCUUGCCACAUAGGCGUGUUGAUGUCUCUGUUGUUAGCUCAGCACGGAGUCGGAAGGAAAUAUCAACAUUUUUGAAACAAAUCUGCUCGAAAAAUGAACGAAAACCCUCACCAAGUUUUGCAAUAUGAACUAUUUAAAUGGCAUUGACUGGGGGGGUUUGGCAGUGAUCGAACCGUCAACGGCAGUGAAACAGCUACUAGAUAUCCCAGUUGAAACAGAUUCGAUGUCUAUCGCUGUCAAUGGUAGUGAAGUUAAACGACAGGGAAAUGUUUCCACUGUGAACGGAUUGGCUGCCACUGACAGCAAUAAAUGUCCAAUCUAUUUCAAUCAGUCUUAAUAGAUUGGACUUCUACCGCUAUCAAAUGCAUAGCUUAAUGGUAGACGCCAUUAUAUUAAAACUAGAAGUUAAAAAAAAAAAUAAUAGGAAAAACGUUUAUUUCAGGGCAUGUCCCGAUCCAAUACGGCUAUUUUUGGAGUAUCCGACAAUAUCGGAUUUGGUCACAAGAACCGGAUCUGACUCACCGUCAUACAAAAAAUGGGAUUUCUCGUUUACUGGCUUCAUUAUUUUUUUUGCAUUAUUUUUAGUGGUCUUAAAAUAUAAGUAUCGGCAAAAAAUCGGGACAUCCCUAGUGGAAGGCUAUUCAAAAGUUGACACUGAAGACCUUUAACCCUUUCUUUAUAGAGCAAGUGACUAUUUUUUGGCCAUUUGAAAAUGAAAGUAUAAAAAUAUUUGUUCAAAAACUAUACAUUAUUGUAUCAUUCUCAUAUUUUUAUAAUUAUGAAUAAACUCAUACAAUGUCAGUAAAAAGCUAAAUUCACAAAAUUUAAUUCAUUUAACAUUCUAAAAUAGAUUUUUUUUCAUAGUAUUGAUGGCAACAGAAGUCCAAACAGUUUUAUCCAAUCAUUCGCCAUUGAUUUUUGGCCACUUACUGUUGACUUUGGAUUACUAGACAGGAAGUGACCUGUAACAAACGUCCCUCCGCCCCUCACAGUCGAAACAGUUUGGAUGUCUAGCACUGUCAAUGGCAGCCAACGAGUUCAAUGACUGUCCUGAAAGGUUUAAAAAAUAUAUAUUAAAAACUAAUGGCCCCUAUUCCAAGUUACCUGGAAAUGUCCUGAAAUGAACGGAAAGUGACCCGAAAUUGAUGAGAAGUGACCCAGAUAUGCCCCAAAAUCAACAGGAAGCGACCCAGAAAUGCCAUACUAUCAACCGAAAUUGACCCGAAAUCAAUAGGAAGUGACACAGGAGGAGCCCUACAAUCAACAGGAAGUGACCCAGAGAUAACCCCAAAACCAACAGAAAGAGCUGAAAUCUAUAGAAUUUGCCCCAUGAAUGUUCCACAUUCAACCAAAAGUUAACUGAAAUCGACGGGAAGUGACUGACGAACAAGAAGUGACCCAAAAUCAAAAGACACACUCAAAAUUAAUAGGAAGUGACCCAGAAAUGCCCUACAAUCAACCGGGAGUGACCCAGAAAUGCCCUACAAUCAACCCAAAGUUACCUGAAAUCAAUAGGAAGUGCCUGACGAGCAGGAAGUGACCUAGAAAUGUCCCAAAAUCAUUAGGAAGUAACCCAGAAAUGCCCCAAAGCCUACAGGAAGUGCCCCAAAAAUGCCCUGAAAUCAACGGGAAGUGCCCCGGAAAUGCAGAAAGUGACCGAUGAACUGAACAGAAAUGACCCGAAAUAAACAAGGAAGUGGCCCAGAAAGGCCUUACAGUCAACCAAAGGUGACCCAGAAAUGUCCCAAAACUGACACCCGAAAUCGAUAAGAAGUGACCCAGAAAUGCCCUACAAUCAACCGAAAGUGACCCAAAACCAAUAGGAAAUGACCCAGAAAUGCACUAAAAUCAACAGGAAUUGACCCAGAAAUGCCCUACAAUCAACCAAAAGUGACCCAGAAAUGUCCCAAAACCAACAGGAAAAGCCCUACAAACAACACCAAGUGACCCAUAAAUGUCCCGAAAUCAAUAGGAAGUGACCCAGAAAUGCCCUACAAUCAACCGAAAGUGACCCAAAAUCAGUAGGAAAUUACCCAAAAACGCACUUAAGUCAACAGGGUGAUCCAAAAAUGCCCUACAAUCAACCAAAAGUGACCCAGAAAUGUCCAAAAACCAACAGGAAGAGCUCUAAAAUAAACACAAAGUUGCCCAGAAAUGCCCUACAAUCGCCCCAAAUCCAACAGGAAGUGUCCCGAUGACCCAGAAAUGCCCUACAAUCAACCAAAAGUGACCCGAAAUCGUUUGGAAGUGACUGACGAACAGGCAGUGACCCAGAAAUGCCCUACGUUCAACCAAAAGUGACCUGAAGUCAAUAGGAAGUGACCCAGAAAUGGCCCAAAGCCAACCAAAAGUUUGCCAAAAAUGCCCCGAGAUCAUCAUUAAGUGACCCAAGAAAUGCCCCAAAAUUAAAUUCGUUGGUUGCCAUUGACGUCCAAUCCAUUGGUGUUCAUUCGCUGCAAACCUCCCACUUCAAACGAAUUGGACGUCUACUAAUGAUGACCUUAAUUCAAUGUCACAGCAGAAGGAUGAAUAUAGUCCCGCCUUCUGAUGACAUCACCAUACUACGUGGUCGGAGAGAAGAGACGCUGUUCGGAGGACGGAUUAGCAUAUACCUCAUUCCCAAUCCAGCCGCGCUGGAGUUUCCAAUGUUAUUCAUUAGCAUUAAUACGUUGUCGCUUUUCACCCCAAUUUCACCGAAUGAAAUAUUCAAUCUUGUACUCUUAUUUUUCUCUUCUCACAAUCCUCUGGACCAUUUUUGUUUUUUGUUUGUUUCACUUUAGAAUUUGUACAGAUUUAUGCUUCGGUUUGACUUAUUUAUUCCAUCAAGUAGUUCUCGGUUUUUAUCGUCCGAUGGUUUUUUGUUUUCUUAAUAAAAUUUGGAAAAACAACAACCGAUUCGGGUUUUCUUGGACUCGCUUGGGGGAGGAAAAUCAUAAAAUAUGGCACGAAUAUCAAAGCCCCAAACAGUUUUAGUUGACUAAUCAUUUUACACACUACGUUUAUUAUGUUGCAGAAAUCACGUAAUGUUUUC
Corythoichthys intestinalis (scribbled pipefish) is the source of this 4076-nucleotide messenger RNA. It is a transcript of the gene bcl7a, whose product is annotated as BAF chromatin remodeling complex subunit BCL7A. The coding region runs from base 123 to 668 and encodes 181 amino acids. NCBI's taxonomy places the organism in Eukaryota, Metazoa, Chordata, Actinopteri, Syngnathiformes, Syngnathidae. The transcript has 6 exons. The record is from RefSeq and is a predicted model, not a curated record.